This is a messenger RNA of Neocloeon triangulifer, 3764 nucleotides long. RefSeq lists its product as uncharacterized. Bases 518 to 3046 code for a protein of 842 amino acids. NCBI's taxonomy places the organism in Eukaryota, Metazoa, Arthropoda, Insecta, Ephemeroptera, Baetidae. The transcript has 17 exons. The record is from RefSeq and is a predicted model, not a curated record.
UAAAAAGCUAACAAGGUAUGCUCCCGAGAUGACACACGCCGAUUUUGAUGAAAGUUGGUAUGCAACUUGCACUACCCUUGGGUGUUCUGGAAUGGCUAUCAAAAGUUGCCCAAUUUCACAAGGGAGGGUAGUUUCCAUUAAAACGCAUGUUAAAAACGAUCAGAUGUAGGCAACAAAAGCGUCCUCUGUGUAUAUAAGUUGCCUACAUCUGAUUUCUCCAAUGUAAUUCCAAUUACAUGGAGUUUAAAUGGCAAAAAUUAAACAAGGAAAAUUGGGCAAAAAUUAAUGACCGUUCUGGGGUACCAAUGGGUAGUAGAAGUUGUGCACCAAUUUUCAUUGAAAUCGGGGUGUGUCAUCUCGGGAGCAUACCUUGUAAGCUGGCGGGCCAAGAAGCUCUGCUCACUCCUCCUUCUAUUUCUGAAUCGGCUGCUGCACAGAAGAGGAGCCCUGCCUACCCGCUCUCACUGUCAGCGAGUGAGAGAAUUAAAAUGCACGGCUGUAGCAGGGAUGGAGCAACAUGGCCGAUUUGGCGGAGCGAGUUGACGAUCUGAUCUGCACUUUCGAGGGUGGAGGCGAAACCACGAUGGACACCGUGGCGAUGUUGAUAUUCGGCUGGAUGGUGUUCGGCCUGUUCGUGCUGGCCAUCGGCAAAUACAUCUACCAAAGGUUCGUCGGCGGCCUGCCCGAGGACGCCAAGCCGGUCAUCGAAGACAUCUCGGCGGUCACCAUCCCCACAGUCAGUGUCGAGGACGGCGCCGUCGUGGUCAAGCCCGUGCCGCCCACCCCGCCGGUGCGCCGCCGGCCCGUCCCCAAGAAGGUCAGCCCGGGGCCCGCGCCCCUCCCGACCGCCUCCAAGGGGGGCCUCCAGAAGGCCGGCAGCCUCAACUCGCACCUCAACCACCACGCUCGCCAGGGUCUGCAGCUGCUGAACGCGCCCCAGGCCACUGGGCCCGACGGAGACAGUGUCCGCUGGGUCAACAGGGUCUUCCAGUGGCUCUACUGUGACCUCACUGCCGUCCAGGAGGUCAUCAACACCUGGAUACUCAACCUCAACGAGUUCACCAAAAAGUCCGUCACCGAGCAUGGAGUUGGCGUGGAGUUUGUCCGUGUCUUGCCAGAGUCCCAUUCACCCACCUUGAGCAGCGUGUUCUCCGAGUGCGCACCAAACGAAGAUGUGACGAUCACCUGUGAUUUUGAAGCUACACCAGCUUUGCAACUGAAAGCUUUCCGCCAGAAAGGAGAGAAAGUGGAAGUGUCCCAUUACAGAGUAAACGUUAACCGACUGAGGGCUAGACUUAACCUCUCUGUCCUAACUGAAAAAUUGCUGGUCGAUGCCAAGUUUGAUGGCUGGCCAGACAUCAAAGUCGCACUGGCUCAGGUCGGCAGCAUCCGAAACUCACUGGGCAGUGACGAAGCUGCAAUGCAAGAGGUCAUCAACGACAUUGUCGUCACGGCCAUCAGGAGCUCAUCGAUUCACCUUAACUUUUCCAAGUAUAACGCUUGCCCUCGCUUUGAUAGGUACAUGGCUCCUGCUACGCCAGUCUUGCCUGUUCACUAUGAUAGUAUGAGCAAUCACACCCGUGCCGCUGCCGAAAAGAGGCUGCUUGUUAAAAUUGUUAAAGCUGCUAAUCUUGGGUCUGAUAAAGGUUGUGUAGAGCCUUAUUGUGUGGUUGAAAUGGAUGAACCUGCCCAGAAAUUCUCCACCACCUUCAGGUCAAACACCAACUCUCCCAUUUGGGACGAGCAUUUCAAAUUUGAGCUAAGUCCUAACACCAUGGAGCUGAUGUUUGAAAUUUACGAUCGAAGCGACCAUCGAUUCCUUGGUCUUGGAAUCGUAGGAGUCGAGGAACUCCUGGCCAGCCCAAGUCAACGUCAAGUGAUUCUUUUGCAGCCUCGGCCUUAUGAAACAGACCAAGUGUCUGGCUCCUUAACUGUUGAGUUCAUGUUUGUUGACAUCAAUGAUGGACCUUUAAUAGGCAGGCGCGGGGAAAUGCCUCUGAAGCUUAAAGAGACUGUAAAAUCUGUUUCUCCUACUGGUGCUGUAAUAACCACAACAAAGACUGUUUAUUCUAAAGGUAAGAAAUUAUUUUAUCUGCAAUUUUGCGUCCUGAUUCGCAAAAUUCUAGAUGGUGUAGCCAACGGAGUAGAUGGACUAGCUGAUUCAGCCUUGAGAGAAUUGGAACUGCGCAAUGCUAGAACUGGCGCUAAUACACAAGCUAGCAAGAGCACUUUAAUAAUUCACAGUGUACAAAGGCAAACACCCCAAAGGCCGGUGGUGAAGGUGGAACUAACUGAAGGUGGACAAUGGCAUGAAGUCCCUGAAAUUGUACAACCAGAGCAAGGUACCAGAGAAGAAGCAGAGCUCCAUGAUGGUGAAGCGACAAACGGAGUGAACGCUACCUUGCCUGAUGAGCGAGGCCGCACAAAGAAAAAGAAGCGAGAUUUCUUCGGCACCAUCAAAAAACGCCUAAGCCGAAGCAAAAACCGUUCUAAGUCGGUGGACCCUAGUUUGAGAGACGAGUCUUUGGGAAGAGAUGCGUCCCUUAAUCGCUCUGUUUCUGCAGACAGAGCAAGAGACGCAUCGGCUAGCGAUCCAAACAGAAGUGUUACGGGAUACCUCUCAGUGCCCAAGGGUCUUGAUGGGUCCACCAGGUCGAGCCUGAGUGAGGCCAGCGGCAUCAGCGGUGCCAGCACAAGAACUUACGUAAACGACGCUUCGACUUUGGUGCUAGAAACCAUUGAGAAUGGAGUGAAGAAGCACUAUUUAGUUCCUCUUUCCUUGGCGCAGCGCAGCAAGUGGCGCAAGAAGGGUGUAAAGCUGCACAUUUAUAAUGAUCACACCUUUGUAGCCAGGCACUUACCAGGUGGAACUGUUUGUACAGUGUGCACCAAGUCUGUAGCCAGGCGGAUUGGCAAGCAGGGUUACGAAUGUCGGGACUGUCUUUUGCGCUGCCACAAACACUGCCAUGUGAAGGCGGACACCACAUGUCCUAACUCAACAAUCCAGAGCAUUGAAUUGUCUCUGCUGCCUGUACUCAGUGAAUAGGCAAGUGAUGCAGAACUCCCCACUUGGUCCAAGUAAACUGGCAACAAUGUCAUCAUGACCUUGUUAAAUGUUUGUGAUUAAAAAGUGAACAUACGUCAGUGCGGAAGCCUCUGCAGCACGUUAAAAGAAAAGAUAUUAAUAAUAGUCCGGUGAUGAUUGAUUUGACCACUGAGAAAUAAUCACGAUGUACACUUUCUCAAUUUUACAAUUUUAAAUGACGCGCUGAAACUAUGUAAGCAAGGAAUCUUGAUUUGCUAUUCCUUAAAUAACAUUUAACUUAAUACCGUGACAGUCGCAUACAGUACUUAAUGCCCAGGUAUGUACUGCUUGAAUCAUUUAAUUUAAUGUUUCUCGUAAGGAAGACAAUAUCUAUAAUUUUACUGCGGGAAAUUAGUUGAUCUGAAUGUGAGAAUCUUAAUGAAAACACUGUCUUUGAUUUUAUUUUCUUUUAAAAAAUGUGAACUCUUAGUUUUUAAACACUUCUCUGCAAUUUGGAUCUGGUGUUUCAUUUUGGUAGGUUGUCUGUGUCAAAGACUGGUUACAUAAUUAUAUUGAAAAACUGAAAUUUUGGAUUGUUCCCACCCUAUGUUUCUUAUAUACGAAAUUUAUGAAAUAUGCAAGAAGUGAAGCCUCAACAUUGGCCUUAAUGAAACUUCACUUCAACUAUGCCUUCUUGUUAAUGUGAGCGAAAUUAAAUAAACAGCUUUUAAUAUGAAAA